AUGUUUUAUCAGGUCGUUGUAUCAAUAAAAUGUUAUGUUUGUAAAGAACCUGAUAGAAAAUGUCGUGAUCCAUUUCAAAAUGAUACUAUUUUUUUGAAAGAUUGCUCACAAAUUGGUAUGGGUAAUGCCACAAUGUGUCGGAAGUAUAUGUGGGAAAUUGGUGAUGGUACACGCUAUUAUAUGCGUGGAUGUGCUGUACGUGGUCGUGUAAGUCGAAAACAAGGUCGUGAUUGUAUUGAACGUCUUGGUACAUGGAAAACAAAAAUGUGGUAUUGCCAAUGUGAUAAUAAAGAUGGAUGUAAUGAAAGUACAAAUAUACGACUCUCAUUUCUAACAAUUCUAUUUGGUAUUAUUAUUUUCUAUUGGCAACUGACGCAGCAUAUUCAAUAG
Messenger RNA from Rotaria sp. Silwood2, 390 nucleotides. The record is from the annotation of a GenBank genome assembly. NCBI's taxonomy places the organism in Eukaryota, Metazoa, Rotifera, Eurotatoria, Philodinida, Philodinidae.